AUGCCUUGCUGCUUCGCGACCCUCCACUUCCGGCAAUGUCGCCACUCCAUGCUGUUCAAGCUUGGCUGCAGCAAGCCGGAAUGCACCGAUAUAUGCCCAAAUAAACGACGCCAGUUCCUCCUUCAGACGGAAUACAUGUGGCGGUGCGAGGACUGCGUCGAGUUCCAGUACAAGCAGGAGUCAGACCUCCGGGCCGCCAAGUGGGACGCAUACCACGCGAGACUCAGAACCACCAUAGGCAUGUCCCCAGAAAGCCGGAGCUCGCUCACCAUGACGGCGAGGAACAAGGAGACCCGCGAAGAGGUCGCCGAGGACCAGCACAGAAGCAGCUGCGUCGAGGAGGUCCAGCGCGUCGUCGACUGGGUUGAGGAGUACGGCGGCCUGGUGUGGGAUCUCGUCUAUGGGCAUAAGCGCGACUUCGAGGCGUCGAAGAACCGCCUCCAGUUCCUGAGAGCUGCCAAGUACUGGGAUCUGGUUAUCGUUCUCGACUAUGUGAGGAAGCCGCAAGAACCGUGGGACAACGAGAACUUCCCACCUUGUAUCGAGGAACUGAUCCAAGCAGGGCGGAUAAGACCAGCUAGAAGGGCAGCCGUCCCCGAAACCCCUAGAAGCGCCGGAAGACCCUCGGCUCUUCCGGCUUUUGUGUCGUUUCAGCCAGGGAUGUGCAGGACGGCCGUCAUAGACGAGGCGGCGGAACUAACCCAGAGGAUGACCGGUAUUGCCCUUCACGGCCUCGGAGCAAGCUCCGGCCUCGCCUCCGGAUCAAGCUCUGACGUCGAGCCGGUGGCUACCCGGAAUAUUUCCCCGGACGAUAGGAUUCCCAGGUCAUUCGGGACAGAGAUGUGCACACCUUACGAAGCUCACACAUUCAAUUAUAACGUGAACGUGGUGGUGAAAGAUGCCGAUGCUUCGGAAACUCCGAGCACGCAGCGCGCUUCAUGUUCUAUAUAUAAAACGACACCAGAAGCAGGGCUCCAAGAGGACGAUAAAGAUGAGGAUGAAGAAGAGCCCAACCACAUCUGG
This is a messenger RNA of Clonostachys solani, 1023 nucleotides long. The record is from the annotation of a GenBank genome assembly. Lineage: Eukaryota; Fungi; Ascomycota; Sordariomycetes; Hypocreales; Bionectriaceae.